Messenger RNA from Erpetoichthys calabaricus (reedfish), 1768 nucleotides. Its product is annotated as latent-transforming growth factor beta-binding protein 4-like. The annotation marks the transcript as partial. Gene Ontology annotation, molecular function: calcium ion binding. The transcript has a single exon. The record is from RefSeq and is a predicted model, not a curated record. Lineage: Eukaryota; Metazoa; Chordata; Cladistia; Polypteriformes; Polypteridae.
CGAAGGCGGCUUCAUGUGCAUCUGCAAGAUGGGCUACAAUGGAAAUGGAGUCAACUGUGCCGACAUUGAUGAAUGCAGCAAUUCCCUGAGCCAAUGCCCUAAAGAGGCCACCUGCGUCAACAGUCCGGGAAGUUACACCUGCAUGUGCAAAGCUGGCUACUCUGGCAAUGGAUCUGAAUGCCACGACAUUGACGAGUGCCAGUCCAGCAAUGGUGGGUGCCACGUCAACGCAAACUGCCUAAACUCUGCUGGCAGCAGGAUGUGUAAGUGCCUACCUGGCUUCACGGGCAAUGGUUUCAAUUGCACAGAUAUUAACGAGUGCUCCACCCGGGGGAUCUGUCACUGGGAUGCCAUUUGUACCAACACUCCAGGCUCAUAUUCAUGCAGCUGCAAGCCAGGCUUCAAGGGCAAUGGCAACUACUUGUGUCUGGAUAUUGAUGAGUGCUCAGAUACCCCUGGCCUGUGCCCCACCAACUUUGGACAUCAAGGAUGCAAAAAUAUGCCUGGCUCUUAUGAAUGCCUUUGUGUCAAGGAGUACCAGGCCAAUGGAAACAUCUGCAGUGACAUUGAUGAGUGCUCCACUAACUUUUGCAGCCCCUUUGCAAACUGCGUCAAUCUUCCUGGUUCUUACUCCUGCACAUGCAAAACUGGCUUUAUUGGCAACGGAUUAACCUGCGUGGACAUCAAUGAGUGCACUGGCACCAACAACUGCCAUCCCAAUUCCACAUGUGUCAACUUUCUAGGCAGUUUCAGCUGUACUUGUAAUACUGGCUUCACGGGCAGUGGGCUAACCUGCACAGAUAUUAACGAGUGUACCCGGCCAGGCCUCUGCCCUGCCAGUUCCACCUGUUUCAACACACAAGGAUCUUAUCUCUGCCAGUGCACUCAGGGGUUUAACUUCACUGGUGUCAAGUGUGAAGACAUCAAUGAGUGUGCCCAGAAACAGUGCAGCCCGCAAGCUUCCUGUCUCAAUCUGCCUGGCUCCUUCAUAUGCACCUGCAACCUGGGCUACGUGGGCGAUGGCCUCACCUGUGAUGACAUUAAUGAGUGCACUUUUAAGGAGCGGCUGUGCCACCUGAACGCAGUCUGCUCUAACCAACCUGGCUCCUACUCAUGCAGUUGCCAAGUGGGCUACUCUGGAGAUGGUACUUCACAGUGCGUUGACAUAAAUAAAUGUGCAGCAGGAAAUGGGAGCUGUGGCACAAAUGCCAUGUGCGUGAAUACUGCCGGGUCCUUCUUCUGCCAGUGCACCAGUGGCUACCAGCUGAUUAAUAACACCCUCUGUGUCGAUGUGGAUGAAUGCCAGAAAGGUGCUUCCAUCUGCCAGGCUAACGAGGAAUGCAUGAACACGCCUGGAUCUUACCAGUGCAAGUGCAAACCUGGCUAUGCCAAACAAAAUGGAGUCACAUGUAUAGAUGUUGACGAGUGCCAGGGCAAACCGUGUGAUGCCCUUGCAUCUUGCUUUAAUACCUUUGGGUCUUUCGUUUGCACGUGUAAAGCCGGCUCUACAGGAAAUGGCUUGAAGUGCACUGAUAUUGAUGAAUGCAGCCAGUCUAGUGCUUGCCACUCUCAUGCCUCCUGCACCAACCUGCCAGGGAACUUCUCAUGUCAAUGCGCUGAAGGGUUCGACGGGAACGGCUUCUCCUGUGCAGAUAAAAAUGAGUGCACUCUAAGGAAUGACACCUGCCCUCUGGGUACUGUCUGCCUAAAUUCUGCUGGAUCCUAUGCAUGCUCAUGUUUAAAUGGCACUCUGGCACUCAACGGGAGC